Adineta ricciae is the source of this 2805-nucleotide messenger RNA. NCBI's taxonomy places the organism in Eukaryota, Metazoa, Rotifera, Eurotatoria, Adinetida, Adinetidae. The record is from the annotation of a GenBank genome assembly.
AUGGAAUAUACAAUAACAACUUUUGUUCUGUUAUUGUUUUGUGUGAUCAAUAUGCAAUGUAUAGUUGUUCAAUCAGUAAAUCCACAAUUUGUCAUUCGUGAUAAUACAAGUGACUUCGUCCUAGGAAUUCUCGACCACAAAGGAACAGUCGCGAAUAUUCAUCCCAACUUGAACGAAACCAUCUUCAGUUUUACUGUAGACGAUACAUGGCCGAUUAAUCGUACUCAAGCACGAUACCAUAGUACAGGAGAUAUCACACUCCGCAUUCGUCGAGCCAACUCAACAGAUGCGUAUCAAGAAUUCUCAACGACUGAUGCUUAUGGAGGACCAGCCCGUGUCGUACAAGUAGCUGAUUCAUUAAUAGCAUAUGAUGUAACUCCUCUAUUAAAUCCUGGACACGGACUUAAUAUUCAACGAAUUUACAAGCAGUCGCCGGACCCUAAUGGAGGUUUUAUCAUUCAAGUAAAUGUGACAAAUACUCAAGUGUAUGCACAGCAAUUGGGUGCAUUGGGUAUGUCAAUGGUUUUUAACAAUGACUGGUCUGGUCUGGAUCUGAAGACAACAGCACAACAUUGCAGCAUUACAGAGCCGUACAUUGGUCAAGAUAAUGCGUGGGUAAAGGUCACACGGAUAAGUGGUGAAGGGCCCAUUCUAGUGGUACUCCCAUCCGAUAACGGUGGAAUGAAUGCGUGGCGUCCGCUUCUGACUGAUCCUACACCUCGGUCUGCUACUUUCGAGGGUUUCUAUGAGUAUACAUUUCUAGCUGAUGCUUAUCGUAUGAACGAGUGGAAAGCUGUGCCCGACGAGCGACUAUGGACGCUUACAAAUUCUAUUGUGCUACAACCGGGUGAUUCUGUCAUCUAUGGGCUUCAUAUGCGAUUACUUCCUAGUGUGAGAGGUGUCGAAAGUGGUCUUGCACAGAUGCAAAAACUGGUUGUGAAGGUCGUUCCUGGAUAUGUUGUCGGUGUUGAUAUGAAGAAUGUCACGUUGCAUGUAUUACCUGGUCGAUAUAAAAUAAUUAAAAUCAAUGUCAGCAACAAUAACAUUAUGGGUAUUAGUAAUACCUCUACAAUACUAACAUCUAAUUGGCAAGCGUAUCAACUAUAUCCGCUUACUUAUGGCCGUGUACGCGUCAUUGUACAUUACAGUGAUGAUAGUGAACUUGAAUAUCAACAGGUGGUGAAUAUGUUUGUGUUGCCAUCUUUUCGUACACAUGUUCAAACAUUCGGUGAAUUCAACGCAAAGUAUCAAUGGUACGAUGAUCCGACAGAUCCAUUCGGUCGAAGUCAAUCUAUUAUGCCGUAUAAUUGGUAUACACAACAGCUGGUGCUUCAAGAAAGACGUUCUUUUGUUGUCGGCCUUAGUGAUGAAUCCGGUGCCGGUCCAGGACUUGGUUUUGCCGUCAAGAAUCAGUACGCUCCCGACCCAGAUCAGGUGCAUCUGUUAGAUCUGUACAUCAAUAACACAUUGUUCGGCAGCAAAGGCCCCAGUAAGUAUGUGCCGUUCGAGACACGUGUUCAGUGGAGAGACUACACAGUCGUUGCUAGUACCUUUUGGUAUCCUGGUAUGCCAGGCUACAACUAUACCGUUAAUGAUGGUUGGGACCAGAAGCGUGCGAACACGACGUGGCGCUCGUAUAAUUACGUACAUCCUACAGCAAUAUACUAUUCGUUAUAUCGAAUCGCUCGUGACAAUCCUAAGAUGACUACUCUAAAUACAUGGUCAUGGUAUUUAAUGCAAGCAUAUCGAACUUAUGUAGCUAUGGGACAAUUCGCCUCUUACUAUGCUCAAUUUGGAUUGAUGGUAGGAUCAGUUUUCUUACGUGUAUUAGAUGCUUUACAAGCUGAAGGCUAUACUGCAGAAUUUGAGAAAAUGGUAAAACUAGAAAAAGCACGAGUAGCUGUAUGGCAGUCGCUACCAUUUCCAUUUGGUUCGGAAUUCCCCUGGGACAGUACUGGCCAAGAAGAAGUUUAUCUAACAGCCCAAUACUUUGGUUUGUACAAAUUAUCUAACAGUACACUACAAGCCGUAUUAGCUUAUACGCAUAGCGUUCCAAAUUGGGGCUACCAUGGUGCAGCAAGACGUUUUUGGGACUAUGUGUACAAUGGUUGUGAAGAACUGAAUAAUGGAAUAGAACGAGUGUUGCAUCACUAUGGUUCUGGUCUCAAUGCUCUUCCAAUAUUGCAUGCAUAUGAUUUGAAUCCGGACGACAUUUAUUUAUUGGAAGUCGGCAUCGGUAGCAUAACUGGACCAUUAACAAAUAUUCAGUUAAAUGGUGCAAGUAGCAUGGGUCUGCACGGCGAUCCGCGCAAAUUAAUACAUGACUAUUGGGAUGCUGAUUAUGGUAUGGCAUUCUAUGGACUCGCUUCUUUACAAACUGCUUAUGCUGUCAAUCAUACUACGCUUGGUAAUGCGGUCUGUUAUUUAUGCGAUCUUACAGUGUCAACGGAAACUAACGUGUGGAAUGUGAUACCACGUGAUGCAUUUCAUCGCCGCGUUUAUAUCGAACCUUUAGGAACCGCAUUCUUAUUGGAUGUAGGUACGAUUGAAUCAGUCGUAGUGGAUUGGCGUGCGCAAUCGGUCGUGAUAGUCUUGAGUGCAGUUCAAUCUCCUGUGCCAUUUACAGUCUAUCGUCUGCAUGUAAAUCACUUGGCUUCAUGUAAUGCACGUAUGGCCUGUGAUCUUCUAAUAGUAUCACCUCCUAAUCCACCUGUAGUGCGAGGUGCAUUCGAAAUACCAGUUCAGCCAUAUCCUCAGACUAUGUCAGUCAAAUUGCAAUGGGGUGGGAAACAUGAUUGGAUUUAA